AUGUAUGAGGACUGCGUCAAGUCCACUGAGGACUAUUAUUUUGUCUGUGAAAACGAGGGCGCGUGGGGCAUUGUGCUUGAGUCCUUGGCAAUAAUCGGCAUACUGGUCACAAUUAUACUACUCUUGGUGUUUCUCUUCCUCCUGCGAAGGGUUCAAGACUGCUGCCUGUGGAAUACCCUCCCCACUCAGAUCCUCUUCCUCCUGGGUGUGCUGGGACUCUUCAGCCUUGCCUUUGCCUUCAUCGCUCAGUUCAAUCAGCAAACUGCCCCUGUGCGCUACUUUCUCUUUGGGGUUCUCUUUGCUAUCUGUUUCUCAUGCCUCUUGGCUCAUGCCUCCAACCUGGUGAAGCUGGUCCGAGGUAGAGUCUCCCUCUGUUGGACAACAAUUCUGUGCAUUGCUAUUGGUGUCAGCUUGUUGCAGGUGAUCAUUGCCAUUGAGUACGUGACUCUCAUGAUGACCAGGGGCAUGAUGUUUAUGCAUAUGACCCCUUGUGAGCUCAACAUGGACUUUGUGGUCCUCCUGGUCUAUGUCCUCUUCCUGAUGGCCCUCACCUUCUUCGUCUCCAAAGCCACUUUCUGUGGCCCAUGUGAGAACUGGAAGCAACACGGAAGGCUCAUCUUUGUCACUGUGCUCAUCUCCAUCAUUAUCUGGGUGGUGUGGAUCUCCAUGCUCCUGAGAGGCAACCCACAGCUCCAGCGGCAGCCCCAGUGGGAUGACCCCGUCAUCUGUAUUGCCCUGGUCACCAAUGCAUGGGUUUUCCUGCUGCUGUACAUCAUACCGGAGCUCUGCAUUCUCUACAGAUCGACCAAGCAGAACUGCCCUUUACCGGGCAACACCUGCCCUGCCCCAGCAUAUCAAUGCAGCUUCAGAGUGGAGAACCAGGAACUCUCAAGAGCCCGAGACAGUGAUGGAGCUGAGGAGGAUGUAGCAUUAACUUCAUAUGGUACCCUCAUUCAGCCGCAGACUGCUGAUCCCACACAGGAGUGUUUCAUCCCACCAACUAAACCAAGCCCCCAGCAAGAUGCAGAAAUAUAA
Molecule: messenger RNA, 1035 nt
Organism: Neogale vison (American mink)
Lineage: Eukaryota; Metazoa; Chordata; Mammalia; Carnivora; Mustelidae
Gene: GPRC5D
Product: G protein-coupled receptor class C group 5 member D
Exons: 3
Coding region: 1-1035 (344 amino acids)
Biological process (GO): G protein-coupled receptor signaling pathway
Cellular component (GO): plasma membrane; intracellular membrane-bounded organelle; extracellular exosome
Molecular function (GO): G protein-coupled receptor activity; protein kinase activator activity
Source: RefSeq, a predicted model, not a curated record